AGCAUGGACAAGCAACAUGUUAUUUGAGAAUAUACGUGAACCGAGGAGGGAAAUGGAAACCCAUUGGAGAGUUAAUUAAAUUGAGGUAACACAUGACGCUGGGAAUGUUUACGCUGUCUACGUUGUGUUAAACAUUGUCUUUGUUGUAGAAGAAUUUGCUGGGAUUUCAAUGCGACAUAGCAAUGUUGUGAAUCACCAGCCAUCGCGUGAAUCAAGACAAUGUUAAUGUAGCUAUUGCUUGUAUUGCUAUCUAUAUGAUAUCAUCGUUCACUGGGACAACGACAUUUAUGUCGCUGGGAAAGCUCGCCAACCCGCGUGAGUCACAAGAAAGAAUUAUAAGAUUCGUCUCGCACUUGGGACAUGGACACUACCAUUUUGUAAGCCACAUCUCGAGAUCCAUAACCCUGGGUAUCCGUCACCAUGAUGGCUCCUUCGCGAUUGCGCGCCCGCUUCUUGAGAGCUACGAAUCCUCAACGAUACAUCCGACCAGUGGGUAUGCGAAUCCCAACUAUAAGUACUUUUUUCAAUCGUGCGACAAUCGAAACCCACGGCUUGGAACCAGUCACAAAUCGAAAUGCAAUGAUUCUGGAUAAUAUCGUCCAAGCCAAGUGUCCCUCGUCCAACUUUCCUGGGAAGCAGCAAGACGUCAAUGCUGAGAUCAAAAAACUGCAAUACAUGUUCAACCGGGAGAUAGCUGCUAUCGCGAAGCAUACGGCCAGUGGAGUCUAUAUGCGAGCGGCUCACUACCGGGAGGACCUAGAUCCAGACUACUACAAAUGCGAGGAUCAGAGAUAUAAUAGCAUUCUGAAAGACCGAAAGGCCAUCGCCCAUACAAUGGACUUCCGUGCAUGCCUCCAGCUCGUCGACGAGCAGGAGAUUGACCCGGUGUACAUGGACAUUGUCUUCGGUAUCUCCCUAGAAGAGGCGACAAUGUUCAGCGUACUCGAAGAACUCAGCGGACAGGUCUACAAAGCACUCGACCCAACAUACGUCCUUCAAGCUCGGGCGAAAUUGAGUUACGGAACCAUACCUAAGUUCGGCAGACCAACAACCCCUUCAAUGUUUGCAGACUGGUUGAAGUUUAUUCGGGAUGUCUGCCAUUGUUUCCUUGACCUGGGCGACAUCAAAGAUGAGAAGUUGUUGCAGGCGAUGGUUUCGAAGGGUACCAGAUUGAGAGAAGACUUCCUUGAGGCUGCAGCUGAAGAGGAGAGAAGAUACGAGCGGGAGAAGAGAAUUGUGACAGGACGACUAGAGGAGCAAGUCGAGCGGGAUGUUGAGAGACUCAAGAAGUUGUGGUACUGGCCUGAGAUGAAGGAGAAGCUGUUUGGUCUGUGGGGCAUUGACGUUUAUAGUGACAGUGACGAUGAUACUGACACUGACGAUGACUCUGACGAUGACUCUGACGAUGACUCUGACGAUGACUCUGACGAUGAUUCCGAUGAUGAUUCUGACGAUGAUACUGACUCUGACGAGGACUCUGACGAUGACACUGACUCUGAUGAUGACGAUUGA
Cadophora gregata is the source of this 1512-nucleotide messenger RNA. RefSeq lists its product as uncharacterized. Bases 421 to 1512 code for a protein of 363 amino acids. NCBI's taxonomy places the organism in Eukaryota, Fungi, Ascomycota, Leotiomycetes, Helotiales, Ploettnerulaceae. The record is from RefSeq and is a predicted model, not a curated record. The transcript has a single exon.